Molecule: messenger RNA, 2180 nt
Organism: Fukomys damarensis (Damara mole-rat)
Lineage: Eukaryota; Metazoa; Chordata; Mammalia; Rodentia; Bathyergidae
Gene: Derl1
Product: derlin 1
Exons: 8
Coding region: 190-945 (251 amino acids)
Biological process (GO): endoplasmic reticulum unfolded protein response
Cellular component (GO): Hrd1p ubiquitin ligase ERAD-L complex; endoplasmic reticulum membrane
Molecular function (GO): misfolded protein binding; ubiquitin-specific protease binding
Source: RefSeq, a predicted model, not a curated record
UUUCGCUUCGGAAAGCCGUUUCGCUGGUCCGAAUUCGGUGGCGCCACGUCCGCCGGUCACCGCCUUCUGUACCUCGGCUCCCGCGGCUUCCGCCUCGACACCUUCCAUUCGCGAAGCCGGCUGUGUCGUGAGAGGGGCGGCUCAGUCACAAGGGCGGCUGUGCGCAUCCUGGCGACCUGAGAGGCGAAGAUGUCGGACAUCGGGGACUGGUUCAGAAGCAUCCCGGCCAUCACGCGCUACUGGUUCGCCGCCAGCAUCGCGGUCCCUUUGGUCGGCAAACUCGGUCUCAUCAGCCCGGCUUACUUGUUCCUGUGGCCCGAAGCCUUCCUCUAUCGCUUCCAGAUUUGGAGGCCAAUCACUGCCACCUUUUAUUUCCCUGUGGGUCCAGGAACUGGAUUUCUUUAUUUGGUCAAUUUAUAUUUCUUAUAUCAGUAUUCUACACGACUUGAAGCAGGAGCUUUUGAUGGGAGGCCAGCAGACUAUUUAUUCAUGCUUCUCUUUAACUGGAUUUGCAUCGUGAUAACUGGUUUGGCAAUGGAUAUGCAGUUGCUGAUGAUUCCUCUGAUUAUGUCAGUACUUUAUGUCUGGGCCCAGCUGAACAGAGACAUGAUUGUGUCAUUUUGGUUUGGAACAAGAUUUAAGGCCUGUUAUUUACCUUGGGUUAUCCUUGGAUUCAACUAUAUCAUCGGAGGCUCGGUGAUCAAUGAGUUAAUUGGAAAUCUUGUUGGACAUCUUUAUUUCUUCCUAAUGUUCAGAUACCCAAUGGAUUUGGGAGGAAGAAAUUUUCUGUCUACACCUCAGUUUUUGUACCGCUGGCUGCCCAGCAGGAGAGGAGGGGUGUCAGGAUUCGGAGUGCCCCCUGCUAGCGUGAGACGUGCUGCCGACCAGAAUGGAGGAGGUGGGAGACACAACUGGGGCCAGGGCUUUCGACUUGGAGACCAGUGAGCGAGUCCCCUCGGGCCUGCCCACCAGCUGCUACACUCGGCGAUAUCUCCUGCCAGUGCUGGGUGUGCUUCACAGCCGAGUCCUCACCAGCGCUGUUGGACCAGACCCACACCGAAUGUAGUCUUUCAGUAUGAGACAGAAUUUUUUAAAUCUUGAAGGAAAAUACAAGUGUUCCUCAAGUCUCAUGAUUCUCAUUGAAGUCCUUACUACUAUGAAGAACAAAUAUCAACAGUGCAAAUUUCAAAACUGACUCUAUUUUGGUGUUUUCACUUCUUCCCUUUCCAUCUGAAAAACUGGUGUCAGCAGGCCCUGGUCUGCUGGCACCGAGCUGGGCAUCUAGGGUUGGGUUACCCAACCCCAGUGAAGGAUCUUAGCUCUUCCUUCACAAAUGCCUCCCUCCUGCUUUCCCAGCCCUCAAAGGCGGCUGCUCACGAAAUGAUUCUGCCUUUGACAAACUCAUAUUUAUUGGCUUUGCCAAAGCUUGGUCACAAGAACUUAUUCAUGCAAUUGUUUCCCCCUCAGUGGCAGGACUGUGAUAGGGGAGAAGACUGAGCAGUGGACGAAGAACUUUCUCAGCUUUUGGGGUUGUGUCAGCCCGACAGCAGUUACAGCCAUUUGUCUAUUCAGAUGUUUUUCUGGAAAGUCAGUGAGGGCCCAGAUUGGUAUUAAUGAGGAUUGUUGCUAGGCAGUGUUUUCCUGAGCCGAGUGAUCAGCACUGUAGUGGUGUUGCUUGUCCCCCUGUGUUUCCUGUAUAGGGCACGCUGGCCUUGGAUACUCAGUAGUUGAGUUGUGUUAUGUCAGGAGGUUCUGCCUACAUAGGCCACAGAGUGCCACUCCCUGCAGAGGCUCCUGCUUGGCAACCGUCUGACACUCAUUCUGCAUGUGUGCUUGUUGCAGGAGGGAGGGAGGGCCUCAGACCCUGUUUCAGUUGUCAUUUUUCUUCUGGCCUUGCCCUUUUUGGGUCAGGUGUUUCAGGUACUUGUGAGGAAAGUGCAGCUCUUCUGUAGGUAGAUCAUUUUUUAAAGCUAAUAUAAGCACAUCUGAGUGAAUGGCACAUAAUUUUGGAUUGUAAGGGCUUUAGAAUAAUUUGCAUUUAAAAGUUUUUAUUAUUUUGAGUCAUGAAUGUACAUGUGUUGUGAAUCAGACCAGCUUGGAUACCCCAGCAUACCAUUUCAUAGGUGGGCUUUCUCCAUUAGAGCUUGGCUCAUCACCAAAUAAAGUUUUUUUGAAGGCUA